Messenger RNA from Didymodactylos carnosus, 732 nucleotides. The record is from the annotation of a GenBank genome assembly. Lineage: Eukaryota; Metazoa; Rotifera; Eurotatoria; Philodinida; Philodinidae.
AUGGUGAGCUUGUUCGACGGUAAAUCUUCUAAUUUGGAAUUAAAAUCAUUUGAAUAUUGUUGUAAACGAUAUAUUAGUUGGGCAGAAUUAGCUCAAAAUAAACGUAUAUUAUCUCAUCACAAUAAGAAUUAUUCAUUAUCCUCGUCAACCAUGUUAAACUUAAAUUGUAAAUUUUUACCUCUAUGUUGUCAAUCAGUGUCAAAUAUUGAUCUCAUCAAAAAACAACAAAAAAUAUCGAACAAUUAUUUUGAUCUUUAUGAAUUUUACAAAAAUAGUUUUCAUCCAAAUAGUAGUGUAGUAUCAAUUGUGAAUAAUGCAAAAUGUGCGUCAUGUGAAUUAUUCAAACAUAUAUCAUUUUUUACCAAUGAUCAUGUUGAAAAUAACAACGAGACUUAUACAAUAUGGAAUCAGUUCAUUCUAAAACCGAAAUCGAUGCUUUUCAAAUCAGCCAUGGCUCAAAAUAAUAACUGUGCUCAUAACUCAACAAUAACUCAACAGUUUCCAACAUUAGUGACAGCCAAAGAGAAUAAUCAAGGAGAACAGAAUGAAGAAGCGAAUGUUGAUAUUGAAUCUUUUAUGAGUUUUACAGAGCGUGCAGACGAUACUGAACGUUUUGUAAAACGUAUAGAAAGUUGUUUAGAUGUUGAUGAACUAACAAAACAAAAUUUUCGAUUAGUUCGUUGUGAACUUAGUCUAGCGUUACGAGCUAAUUUGCAAAUGCCACUAAUUUAA